Messenger RNA from Oppia nitens, 1730 nucleotides. Its product is annotated as CXXC-type zinc finger protein 1-like. Gene Ontology annotation, cellular component: Set1C/COMPASS complex. NCBI's taxonomy places the organism in Eukaryota, Metazoa, Arthropoda, Arachnida, Sarcoptiformes, Oppiidae. The transcript is spliced from 3 exons. The record is from RefSeq and is a predicted model, not a curated record. Gene Ontology annotation, biological process: positive regulation of DNA-templated transcription. Bases 52 to 1602 code for a protein of 516 amino acids.
AUUCAAAUGUUAUAAUAUUUAUAUCAUAUUAUAUAUCAUAACAGUUAAGACAUGACAUCAAAGACUAGUGAAGUAAACGAGUCAUUGAUGACUACAAAGUCAAACAAAGAAGAUAUGUCUGAAGGAGAGAUCAGUGGUUCCGACGAAGACAGUGGUGGCGCCGAUCGACAGGUGUAUUGUAUUUGUCGGACAUCAGAUACGGAUCGCUUUAUGAUAGGAUGUGACAAAUGUGAAGAAUGGUUUCACGGCAACUGUAUUAGUAUUACUCAAGAGUACGCCAAACGGAUCCAACAUUUCUAUUGUUUGAUGUGUCGAGAGAAAGAUCCGAGUCUUCAAAUAGUUUACAAAGAGACCAAAAAGCAGACUAAAAAGCGUGAAUCGGAGUCAAGUUAUGCACCGAUUGCUCGACAAACUAAUAACAGCAAAGAGUUGGACACAAACUCUAAGCUUUAUGAAAGAGAUCCCGACUAUAAUCCUAUAAUAUCUAAUCAAAAGAGUUUUAAAAAGUAUUUUGAAUCCGAUGCUGAGGACGAUGACGACGAAGACUUUGACGAUGUUGAGUAUGAAGAGACCAAAAAGCACAGCUCAACAAAGCGAAGGGCACGACCUGUCAGGGCUGAUAAGGACAAGAAGGAUAAAAAUAAACGUAGAAAUCAAAGGUCAACAGCGCGAUCAUCACGACAUCGAAAGAAAGACGAGACAAAUAAAAAGAUUCAUAAGAAGAAUAAAGAGCAUUUGAUUGAAGAGGACACGGGUCCCAAACAAUGCUAUGGACCCGCCUGUGUCAACAGUUCCCGAAAAGGGUCCAAAUAUUGUAGUGAUGAGUGUGGCAUCAAAUUGGCCACAAAUCGUAUCGUCGAAAUCCUUCCACAUCGUAUCAGACAAUGGCAAAGCACUUCAUGCGAUGCCGAUGAUCGAAGUCAUAAGUCAUUAGAAGGCAUUCGUAAUGAACAACAAGAGGCGCGAAGUAUACUCAAUGAAUUGGACAUCAAACAGAAGGAUUUAGAAAUUUUGAUUAAUAAAGGCAAAAGUACACCACCGAUGACUGAAGAGGAGUCCAAUGAAGCAGACAAUGAGGGCGAGACUGAGCUUAGUAUGUAUUGUGUGUCAUGUGGUCAUGAAAUCGGUCAAAGAUUGGCAUUAAAACAUAUGGAAAGAUGUUAUAAUAAAUAUGAAAUUCAAACAUCGUUUGGUUCAAUAUUUAAGACAAGAAUAGAGGGACAGACAGUGUUUUGUGAUUCAUAUAAUCCGCAACAAAAAACUUAUUGCAAAAGACUACGGCUUCUAUGUCCAGAACAUUCAAAAGACCCGAAGAUAACGGACGACGAGGUGUGUGGAUGUCCGCUACCAUCUGAUUCGUGUCCUUUUGAACAUUCGGGUCGUUUCUGUCGCGUAUUAAAAAAGAAAUGCAAUAAACAUCACAUGUGGGAGAAGUUAAGGAGGGCUGAGUUGGACGCAGAAAGGAUACAACAGUGGCUCAAAUUGGACGACCUUUUCGAAAGAGAACAGAAAAUCAGGUAUUGUAUGGCUAAUAGACACGGAAUACUUGGUCUUAUGUUACACCAAACCAUUGGUCAUAACGAAGAAAAUGAUAACAAAUGAGUCAUUACUUGAUUGACGCACAAAAUAUUAAUUACCGGAAAUCACAAAUAUAUCAUAUGAUAUACAAUAAUCAUUUAAAUCAACAUUUCAUUAACAACUAUAUUACAACUGUCAUCUCAAAAGUCAUC